Messenger RNA from Penicillium concentricum, 408 nucleotides. RefSeq lists its product as uncharacterized. The coding region runs from base 1 to 408 and encodes 135 amino acids. The transcript has 3 exons. Lineage: Eukaryota; Fungi; Ascomycota; Eurotiomycetes; Eurotiales; Aspergillaceae. The record is from RefSeq and is a predicted model, not a curated record.
AUGUGCAAAAGUACCAAAGAUCUUGGGUCAUGCUCUGUCCUGGUCAUUGCAUCUGCAUAUGGUGCAAUACUCGCACACAUUCCUCCACAACCACAAGCAACAAAUAAUCCAACAAGUGGUGAUGCCAAUGUUCAAUCAAUGAUGAAUCAGGUCGGCACGCUAUAUCGGGAUAAGCGACAGUUUUUUUCCUUCUGCCGAAACGGUCUAUUCCGAGGACAAGUUGCCUUGCCAAGCCAGCUCGAUAUCAUGCAAAUGAGCCUAAUUGGGCUUGGGCUGACCACUAAAAUAAUUUCCUAUGAGGUGCCCGGAAACUCUACUAUUAUGGGGAAGGGGAUAGUAAUUGUUAUCAAAAAGCGUGAUUAUGUGAAGCCAAAGAUCCUUGUGGAGGAUCGCCAUGUGAAUCUAUGA